Cladophialophora immunda is the source of this 1773-nucleotide messenger RNA. RefSeq lists its product as uncharacterized. Gene Ontology annotation, molecular function: dipeptidyl-peptidase activity. NCBI's taxonomy places the organism in Eukaryota, Fungi, Ascomycota, Eurotiomycetes, Chaetothyriales, Herpotrichiellaceae. The transcript is spliced from 3 exons. Bases 1 to 1773 code for a protein of 590 amino acids. The record is from RefSeq and is a predicted model, not a curated record.
AUGCCAAACAAGAUCAGAGACGACCUCUAUAAGGCGGAUUACACUUCCUUCCCGUACAUCUUUGAAGAGAAUGUGACUAUCAAGCUUAAGAGCUUCGAAGGAUUGGUCCGGUGCAACAUCUACCGGCCAAAAACGCCCCAGAAGGUGCCCGUUCUCGUGACUUACGGGCCUUACGGCAAAGACAUCCAUUUGAAAAUGUUCCAUCCAGCGUCAUUUGCCGAGCUUAAUUCCAAACACAAGUCUGCGCACACAUCGUUUGAAACUCCAGACCCAGGGUUCUGGACCGCCCAUGGCUACGCCGUUCUCCGAGCGGACGAGGUCGGGCUAGGCCAGUCUCCCGGCAUCCUGGACACCAUGUCCCAGAGGACAUCGGACGCCUUUGCUGAUGUGAUCGAGUGGGCUGCCGAGCAGCCCUGGUCCAACUCCAAGGUCGCAUUGACAGGCAUCAGCUACUUCGCUGGCAGCCAGUGGAGGGUAGCCGCGCGGCGCCCCAAAGGGUUGGUCGCCAUCUGCCCCACGGACGGAAUGGCCGACUACUACCGUGAUCGUUGUCGUCACGGUGGGAUCCUGACAGGCUUCCUGUCGCGUUGGUUCAACAAUUCGGUGCUCUCCAAUCAAUAUGGAUUGCCAGGCAAGGCGCAGCGGAACUGGGGUCCCGAUUCACUGGAGGGCGACCUGUCCGCAGAAGAACUGGCUCGGAAUCGUCACGACCAGGUUGUCGACAACGCGAAACACUUUUACCGCGACGACAUGUACUACGCGUCGCGCGACUACAGUCUGGAAGACAUCGAGGUCCCGAUUCUGUCCUUUGCCAAUCUGGGAAGUAUCAUGAUCCAUUUCCGCGGGAACUACGAGGGAUUCCGCCUGGCGAGCUCCCGACACAAGUUCAUCCGUUUCAUCACCGGACGCCACGACCUGCCCUUCUACGACGAUGAACACGUCGAAGUCCAAAAGAGCUUUCUGGACGCCUUUUGCAAGGAUGACGAUCGCGACGGCUGGACAGACGGGACACGGCCGCCUGUCGACUUGGUGUUGCGCAGAGGGAACGUCGGGUACAACAACCCCUCCGCAGAAAAGGCCUUCGAACGGCGCUUCGAACAUGAAUGGCCGCUGGCCCGGACUCGGUACACAAAGUUCUAUCUGACGCCAGAUAGCCGCUUGGACCAGGUGGAACCGACGGUGCACUAUGACAGAGUAUCUUAUCGGGCGCUCGGGAACUUGGACAGUCCCCAAGCGGUGAACUUCAGCACCGAUCGACUACAAGCAGAGACCGAGGUCACUGGGUACAUUGUUGCCCACCUCAAUGUCUCGGUCACUCCUCUUCCCGGGGGAACCAUCCCCACCGACAUCGACCUCUUCCUGACGCUUCGCCACUUUGCUGCCGAUGGGACCGAGGUUUACUACACCGGAAUCACGGGAGAGCCAGUGCCGCUGUGUAAGGGCUGGCAGAGGAUGAGCCUGAGGAAAGUGAACCCAGAGCAUCCGCGACACCGUCCUUGGCUGCCUCACCGCGACUAUUUCUCGUCCGAUGUCCUGCCCGUCAUCCCCGGAGAGAUCUAUCCUGUGGACGUUGAGGUUUGGGUCACCUCUGUCGUCGCCGAGAAAGAUGACCGCUUUGUGUUCGAGGUCGCGAGCGGUGAUACCCAGGGCAGCGGUUUGUUUGGCCACGAUACGCCUGAGCGGUCUGCAGAGAAGCUUGCCGGGUUGAACCACAUCCAUUUCAGCCCCAGCUACCUCAACUGGAUAAGCUUGCCAAUUAUACCGGCAGCGUAA